Messenger RNA from Lichtheimia ornata, 2001 nucleotides. RefSeq lists its product as uncharacterized. Lineage: Eukaryota; Fungi; Mucoromycota; Mucoromycetes; Mucorales; Lichtheimiaceae. The transcript is spliced from 6 exons. The record is from RefSeq and is a predicted model, not a curated record. Gene Ontology annotation, biological process: protein transport. Gene Ontology annotation, cellular component: cytoplasm. The coding region runs from base 1 to 2001 and encodes 666 amino acids.
AUGGAUACCACUAUUGAUCACAGCACUGCCGCUGCCGCCGACAUUACCCAAUUCAAAUCCUCUCAACAACCACGCCCAUGGUUUCAAGCAUGGUGCAAAAAGCUGAAUCUUAUAUCAAAUCGCACACGUAUUGCACCUAUCAACAAUCCUCACACAUCCGGUGAUCAUGUGCAAGAAUCGAAUGAUUCACCAGUGUUAUCCUUGGCAUCACCUACUACACGCUAUAACAAUACAGCGACGACACCAACAACAAGCAAACAAUCUCCCGGUAUUCAACGUCCUACGACAACAUCCUCACCACUACCAUCCAAAACAGUGUUGCAUUAUGCACGCUCACCGCCUAGUAGCGCACGUAUACUACGGCGACUUGCACGCACCACCUUUAAUAAAUCUCCAAGGAUGUCUCAUGGAUGGUCAAUGAUAGCAUCAUCAUCAUCGGAAAAAUCGUCAGGACAACACGUGCUCAACAAGAUGCAUCGUAAAUACGUACAACUCUUUCUUAAAGCCCCGCAUUUUGUGGCAGGUGGUAAGGUAACAGGUACAGUGGUGAUGGAAUUUCCCCAAGGUCUAUCACAAGCAGACUUGUUGGAUGGAUUUGAAAGUCUUGAUUUGCAGCUACGUGGCGUCGAAAGUGUCACUGAACCCAUUCAUUUUAAAACAUCCACGCAUACGCACGAGUUUUUAUCUCGACGUGUACUUCAAUUGGGUCAAGAGCAGUUGCGAACAUGCUUCAAGUCAUAUGGCAAAUUUGUAAUUCCAUUUUCGGUUCAACUACCUCAAGAGCUUGGUAGCAGUUAUAAGGACAAAAAGGGGUCUGUGCGUUACCAACUGCAAGCUGAAUUGGCUCUAAGUUGGCCUGAUGCCACUCAUGGUGUGGAGAGGGUACGACGCAAAAUUGUAUGCAAGGAACGUGCUAUUGUCAUUUACCCCAAUGCUCAAAGCCGUGUAUUAUCCGAACCCAACUUGUAUAUGCCGGUAAACGCUGAACGAAAAAUGUGGCCAUCAUCACCAUCCAAAGCUGUUUCUUUGCAACUAUCACUUGGGCGAUCGAUAUGGAUCACUGAGACGCCUAUUUAUGUGCAUGUCAAGGUGGAUAAUGCAUCCACGCGUUCCGUGUCGGAUAUCAAGCUUGAGUUGUUGCGACGACAAAACACGUUUUCGCAAACAGGCUUGCAAGGCAGUUUUGGGCUCAAGCCAGUGACAUCAACUUGUGAAACGGUGGCUCAGGUACAAGCAUCUCAAAUGGGGUGGCUACUUCCUAUGGACCCGGGCAUGGAGGAUCAAGCAACCAUGAUGCUGCAAUCACCUAGGGACCAUUACUCGAUUCGUAGUCAAAAGUUGAUUGAUGUAUCCUAUUCGAUUCGUGCUUCGUUGGUAUCCGAUACCAGCAAUAGUGCGGAUGCAGUUGUGGAAUUGCCAAUCGUUUUGGUGCAUCCCAUAUCACUCGAUCCACCUCCUGGUGAAUACACGCUACCGGAACCAAAUCCAAACGGCAGACAGCUCUUGUUAAACAUGUUCCAAGCACCAAUGCAUGAACAGCAGCAAGGUACCUCAUCCCAAUUGACACCCUCCUCCACUUGUUCCUCUACCAAAUCCAAGUUGAGUCAAGUAUCGAUAUCUCGCUCUUUACACAAAAUGCGUGGAUGGGUAUUACGCCACUCACCCAAACGCCGAUAUUGUGAAUCACCACCCCUGAAUCUAUUAUCUACUUCACCUACCACUCAACCACCACCAUCAUCAUCAUCACAAGGUUUACCCUGUCGUUGGCAAGCCCCAUCUGAAAAGUUUGAGCUGGUUGGGAGUUGUAGUGCAUUUGCAGCACAAGUAGUACGAAGAAAACACCCUAGAGUCGGAAUCAAGAAACGCAUGUUGGCUUCAUCAAGGUACCUCAAAGGAUUACAGAAUAAGACACUUUCUAUUGCAGCGGAUGGUAGACGUUUAUUGCAGCUAGAAGAUAAGGGUAGCAAUAGUAGUCAACCAAAAGAGGGAUCAUCUCGUUAA